AUGGCAGGUCUCGUCGACAAGUUGACCGCUUCUGGCGGCACCGAAUCCGCAGGAUUCCUCAACGAUAUCAUUGAGCAGUUAUGGCCCAACAUUAACGUCGUUGGCUGCAAGAUGGUCAAGGAUAUCGUCGAGCCCAUGUUCGCCUCAAUGCUGCCGGGUCCUCUCGCCUCGCUCAAGUUCGUCAAGCUCGACCUGGGACGUGUUCCGAUGCGUGUGUCUGCGGUAGAUGUCAUCAAAACCGACAAUGGCGGUAUCAAGCUCGAUAUGGACGUCACGUGGAAGGGAGAGAGCGAUAUUGAGUUGGAUGGCAACAUGGUCCCCAAGCUGGGCAUCGAGCAUGUCCAUCUCAAAGGAAGGUUGUCGGUACUGCUGGCCCCGCUGGUUAAUGUCAUCCCUCUGAUUGGGGCUGCCCAGGUUGCCUUUAUCAACCCUCCGGAGCUCAAGCUCGACUUCACUGGCGCCGCCGACGUUGCAGACUGGGGUAUUGUAGAUAAGUCAAUUCGCAAGGUCAUCCUUGACAUCAUCGCCUCCAUGGCUGUGCUCCCCAACCGCUACCUCGUCAAAUUGGACAGCAAUAACGACUUCUUCAAGACAUAUUUACCCCACGUGGGCGCCCUGCGUCUGACCAUCGAGAGAGCUAUUGGAAUCAGCGGUCCAAAGAAGAGCGGUGCUAAGAGACUCCUCGCUAAGAUCGUUAAGGACGUUCCUGAUUGCUACUGCAAGGCCAUUCUUGGUGCCGAGGACGAGUGGCGCACGUCAACCAAGAAGAAUAACAAAGAUCCAGAGUGGAACGAAACCCACGAUUUCCUGGUUGCCGACUACGACCAGCGGAUCUUCAUCGAUAUUCUGGACGACGACUUGGGCGGCGAUGACGACAUUGGUGUUGCUUCGACCACUGUCAGAGACAUCCUGCUGGGCGGCGGCUCGCAGGAGUUGGCACUCACUCACAACAACGAACCCACCGACGCCAAGGUUACCGUCCGAGCCAAGUUCUUCAACUUCGUUAACAACGCGGAUGUCAUCACGUCGGCUCGGAGUGAGAACGAGGGCCGAAUCGUCGGCCUUGCCACAGUACUCAUCGGGAGCGUUCUCGGACUGCAGGGUCAGCGCGACGAGCUGAACCCCAGCGUCAAGGUGACGUGGGGCAAGAAGGAGUUCCGCACCGCGGCCAAGUCACACAGCCCAGGCACAGACAUCUUCAACCCGUCGUUCGACCAGGCCUUCAGAAUCCCAGUUACGGCGGACUUGCUUGCCAACCCUGGACACUUCAAGAUCGCUCUGCUGAACAAGGCCGACGAGACCGGGUCCGUUGAGAUACCCUUCCAGCAAGUGCUCGCAUCGCCGGGGUUGGUCAGGGAAGACAGCUUCGACGUUGGCCCUGGCGCAACGGUUAGAGCGAGCAUCUCCCUUCGGGGCUUGCAGCCCAGCCAAUAG
Messenger RNA from Anthostomella pinea, 1434 nucleotides. The record is from the annotation of a GenBank genome assembly. Lineage: Eukaryota; Fungi; Ascomycota; Sordariomycetes; Xylariales; Xylariaceae.